AUGUUCUUGCUCAAGAAUGGGACUGUAAUCAUCCACGACUCUCAUGAUGCGGCAACAGGGGUCAAGGCGGACGUUCGGGUCCAAGGGGACAAGAUUACUGAGAUCGCCGACCACCUCACACCCAAAGAUGGUGAAGAGGUGAUUGAUUGCACCGACAAACUCGUGGCGCCUGGCUUCGUCGACACCCAUCGCCAUAUGUGGAAUACCGCCUUGAGAGGCCGGCAUGGAGACAAUCUGCUGACCGACUACCUCGUGCAAGGUCAGACUCCUUUCCAUCUCACCCGUCGACAGACCACUGAACACUGA
This is a messenger RNA of Exophiala mesophila, 306 nucleotides long. RefSeq lists its product as uncharacterized. Gene Ontology annotation, molecular function: hydrolase activity, acting on carbon-nitrogen (but not peptide) bonds. The record is from RefSeq and is a predicted model, not a curated record. NCBI's taxonomy places the organism in Eukaryota, Fungi, Ascomycota, Eurotiomycetes, Chaetothyriales, Herpotrichiellaceae. Bases 1 to 306 code for a protein of 101 amino acids. The transcript has a single exon.